GUUUAGAAUCGCGACGAACUUCUGGGUGACGGUUGUGGCGUAACGUUGCUGUUGAAGCUUUAACGAUAAUAUCGAUACUGGAACAGUUUCUUACGAAUUGCUGAUUUAUAUAUCGGCAUAAAUUCUGCUAAACCAAAAUGUCCCAAGUUAGGGAUGUUAUCGAACAAAAUGGACCUAACCAAAUCGUCCGUAUUCGCAGGGACAGCGAAACUAACUUGGACGACUUGUUUAAAGCUGUGUUACAGCCAAAAGACAGUCAGGUUCAAUUAAGUCGAAGGACUGUUCCGAUGAGACUUAGAAAUUUGCCACCGUCAUUUUUCCAACAACCAGAAACAAAAUCUGCAUCUCACAGCCGAGAAUCUAGUUCUGAUACAACAUUUUCUCCGUGUGUGAGUCCAGUCCCAGGUGCCUCACCCUCUCCCCAAGGUGCUCAACAUUCAAGUAAUAAUAUACUUCAAGUGCAUCAUCCUCGAGCAAAUUCAUCGCCUGCAACCCUUGAACAAACGUAUAACCAAAAUACUGGGCAGCAGCAUCAACACUUUAGACAACACAGUUACGACAAUAUUAUUGAUGACGUACCUUUGCCGUCAGGCUGGGAGAUGGCAAGAACACCUUCGGGUCAGCGAUAUUUUCUCAAGUAA
Molecule: messenger RNA, 641 nt
Organism: Limulus polyphemus (Atlantic horseshoe crab)
Lineage: Eukaryota; Metazoa; Arthropoda; Merostomata; Xiphosura; Limulidae
Product: transcriptional coactivator YAP1-like
Exons: 1
Coding region: 138-641 (167 amino acids)
Biological process (GO): hippo signaling; positive regulation of transcription by RNA polymerase II
Cellular component (GO): nucleus; cytoplasm
Molecular function (GO): transcription coactivator activity; protein binding
Source: RefSeq, a predicted model, not a curated record